Molecule: messenger RNA, 2863 nt
Organism: Brienomyrus brachyistius
Lineage: Eukaryota; Metazoa; Chordata; Actinopteri; Osteoglossiformes; Mormyridae
Product: dynein, cytoplasmic 1, intermediate chain 2a
Exons: 17
Coding region: 135-2015 (626 amino acids)
Biological process (GO): transport along microtubule
Cellular component (GO): cytoplasmic dynein complex
Molecular function (GO): dynein light chain binding; dynein heavy chain binding
Source: RefSeq, a predicted model, not a curated record
CCCUCUUUGGAAUCCGUAACUCUCCAUCUUUGACCACUGUAACAAAUACGAAAAAGGUAGCAGUCAGUUUAUUCAAAGGACAUUCAUCUGUGAAAAAAUAAACUCCUGGAGUUCCCUCAGUUUCCACAACAAGCAUGUCGGACAAGAGUGAGCUGAAAGCGGAGCUGGAGAGGAAGAAGCAGCGCCUGGCGCAGAUCAGAGAGGAGAAGAAGCGGAAAGAAGAGGAGCGGAAAAAGAAGGAGGCGGACCAGCGGAAAGAUGCCGGGCCGCUACCGGACGACUCGGACCUGGAGAAAAAGAGGCGGGAGGCAGAGGCCUUGCUGCAAAGCAUGGGAAUCACCCCCGAGGCUCCCGUUGUCCCGCCGCCUACGUCUCCCACCUCCAAGUCCGUGGGCACGCCGAGUGAGGCGGGGAGCCAGGACUCCGGAGACGGUGGCGUGGGACCCAGGACUCUGCACUGGGACUCUGAUCCGUCUACUCUUCAGCUUCACUCUGACCUGGGGCGAGGGCCUCUGAAGCUGGGGAUGGCCAAGGUCACCCACGUGGACUUCCCUCCGCGGGAGAUCGUGUCCUACACCAAGGAGACGCAGACCCCGGUGGUGACGCAGCAAAAGGAGGAGGAAGAAGAGGAUGAGGAGGUUGCCCCUCUCCAGCCGGUACAGGAGCUCCAGGAGGAGAAGCCGGUCCAGAAGGAGGAGCUGGAAGCGGGUCCACAUGAGCUGACGGAGGAGGAGAAGCUGCAGAUUCUGCACACGGAGGAGUUCAUGACCUUCUUCGACCACAGCACCCGCAUCGUGGAGCGUGCCCUCUCUGAACACGUGGACGUCUUCUUCGACUACAGCGGGCGGGACCUGGAGGAGAAGGAGGGGGAGAUCCAGGCUGGGGCCAAACUGAGCUUGAACAGACAGUUUGUGGACGAGCGCUGGUCUAAGCACCGCGUGGUCACCUGUCUGGAUUGGUCUCCCCAGUACCCCGAGCUGCUGGUCGCCUCCUACAACAACAAUGAAGACGCCCCGCACGAGCCCGACGGCGUGGCCCUGGUGUGGAACAUGAAGUACAAGAAGACCACGCCGGAGUAUGUCUUCCACUGCCAGUCUGCCGUCAUGUCCGCGGCCUUCACCAAGUUCCACCCCAACCUGGUGGUGGGGGGCACCUACUCGGGCCAGAUCGUGCUGUGGGACAACCGCAGCAACAAACGGACGCCGAUGCAGAGGACCCCUCUGUCCGCCGCAGCGCAUACGCACCCAGUGUACUGUGUAAAUGUGGUGGGCACCCAGAAUGCCCACAACCUCAUCAGCAUCUCCACAGAUGGCAAGAUGUGCUCCUGGAGCCUGGACAUGCUGUCCCAGCCACAGGACAGCCUCGAGCUGGUGUUUAAGCAGUCCAAAGCCGUGGCUGUCACAUCCAUGUCCUUCCCCCUCGGUGACGUCAACAACUUCGUGGUAGGGAGCGAGGAUGGCUCGGUCUACACCGCCUGUCGCCAUGGAAGCAAAGCGGGCAUCAGCGAGAUGUUCGAGGGCCACCACGGCCCCAUCACAGGGAUCCAUAGCCACACGGCCGCCGGCCCCAUCGACUUCUCCCACCUCUUCGUCACAUCCUCCUUCGACUGGACCGUCAAGCUGUGGAGCACCAAGAAUAACAAGCCCUUGUACUCCUUCGAGGACAACUCUGACUACGUCUAUGACGUCAUGUGGUCGCCCAACCACCCCGCCCUGUUUGCCUGUGUGGAUGGAGUUGGUCAUCUUGACCUCUGGAACCUCAACAAUGACACAGAGGUCCCCACGGCCAGCAUCACGGUGGAGGGCAAUCCGGCCCUGAAUCGAGUCCGGUGGGCCCAGUCCGGUAGAGAGGUUGCUGUGGGCGACUCCGACGGCCAGAUCCUCAUCUACGACGUCGGGGAGCAAAUCGCAGUGCCCCGCAGUGAUGAGUGGACGCGCUUCGCACGCACGCUGGCGGAGAUCCACGACAACCGCGAUGAGGCUGAGGAGCUGGCCGCCCAGCGCCUGCCCGCAUGAUCGGCGAAGCUGCUGUGCGCGCACGUCACGGCUUUCCUGACCUCCUGAUGUAGGAAGACAAGCAGGGUGUCGUCUGUGCUCAGGGGUCUCCGCAGUCUGUUUUUUUUUUUUAAAUAUGCAGACAGUUAAUUUAUCUAACCAGACAGUUUGCAGUCCGUCUUCCCUGGUGCUUCUUCCUGGGCUGUGAUCUUCACAGCUUUUUAAAUUUUUUUUUUUUUUUUUUUUAACACUACUACUCAAACAGCACUCGCAUGCUCCGUUUCUACGCUGGCAAGAAUCCAAAGCCUUAACCUGACGGCUCACCAUCCUCAGCGCGCGAUCUGAACGUCGCAUUUGGUAUUUCACUACCUACUUGGCAACACGCAUGUGGAAAACAUGCAGUCUCUUAGAUUAGUCUUUUUCUGUAAAACUUUUUAAUUCUUCUGAAAAAUACCUCCUGCGACUAGCCGUAUACUCUGGAAAUUCCAAGCACCUAGACUCUCAAGCUCACAUCAUGGGGGGACUUUUCUGUGCCCCACAAUAGAAGAUCUGCAUGUAUAUACUCUCUUCAACAAUCAAAGUGAUACCUUAUUCUGUAUAUCUGUCAGCACCGUAGAAAUGCUAGUAGCUGGACCAUAUUCUGCUGCCGUGUUAAAAUGAAGAUGAUAUCUGUACGACACGCUUACUGAAAAUGCACUAACUGUGUCCAGAAGUUAAGCCUUUUGUUUUGUCGUGCCGAUUUCUUUGCCUUUGUUUUCCCCUUCAGUGUCCAAAAAUUUGUCUCCAGACACAAGAACACGCAACGUUGAACGAUGUUAACGAUUUAUUUCAACAAAAUAUUAUGAAUUGCAUUAAAUUACUAAUAUUCA